Messenger RNA from Prorocentrum cordatum, 1231 nucleotides. The record is from the annotation of a GenBank genome assembly. NCBI's taxonomy places the organism in Eukaryota, Dinophyceae, Prorocentrales, Prorocentraceae.
CUCCAGCGCAAUGCCCCCCUUUUCCCGGGUCUCUGGCCAAUGCCGAAGUACGAUGCCAAGACGGAGCAGCAGUUGGACGACUGGGUCACUGCGAAGCGCAACAAAGAUUUCGCCGCCGCCGAUCAGAUCCGCGCUGAUUUGCGCGCAAGGGGCAUCGAUCCGGACACCGUGCGGCCCCCUGGCCACGACAAGACGGUGGACCCCGAAAUCGAGCGCAAGCUGGACGAGUGGGUCGCGGCGAAGCGGAACCGGGAGUUCGACACCGCGGACGCGAUCCGCGUCGAGCUCCGCGCGAAGGGCGUGGACCCGGACGUGGUGCGGCCACCGGGACGCCCGGACCCGGACGUGGAGGCGAAGCUGGACGCCUGGGUCAACGCGAAGCGGAACAAGGAUUUCUCGACCGCCGAUGCCAUCCGCCAAGAGCUGCGCGCCAAGGGCGUGGACCCCGACACGGUGAGGCCGCCAGGGAUGCCCGACGCGUGCCGACCAGGGCAGAGCGGCGGGGGUUCCGCACUGGGCGGCGGCUGGGGCACAACCUCAACGGGCUCGGGGUGUGGCGGCCGUGGCUGCGGCUGGGGCAUGGGCUCGGCGUGUGGCGGCUGCGGCAUGGGCUCGGGGUGCGGCGGCUGCGGCAUGGGCCUGGCGUGCGGCGGCUGCGGCAUGGGCCCGGCGUGCGGCGGCUGUGGCAUGGGCCCGGCGUGCGGCGGCUGCGGCAUGGGCUCGGCGUGUGGAGGCUGCGGCUGGGGCUCGAUGGGCUCGGGCUGCGGCGGCUGCGGCGGCGGCAUGGGCUCGAUGUGCGGGGGAGGCGGCUGCGGGGGAGGCGGCUGCGGGGGAGGCGGCUGCUGGGGCUCGGCGUCCAUGGGCGGCUCGCCGUGCGGAGGCGGCGGCUGGGGCUCGAUGGGCUCGGGCUGCGGCGGGGGCGGCUGUGGCUCGGCGGCGAUGGGCUCGGGCUGCGGCGGCUGCGGCGGCUGCGGCGGCUGCGGCGGCUGCGGCGGCUGCGGCUGGGGCGGAUGCGGCGGCUGCGGAGGAGGAUCUCUGUCACAGGGCUCGGAGUUCAUGUCGCAGGGGGCCGCCAACCGCGGUGGCCCGGCCCGCUCGACCAGGCAGCCCAACCAGGAGGAAGAGAGGCACGCGCGGCACCCCGCAGCCACCCGCCUAGAAAGUGUGAGGAAGGCCGAGGUCGUCGUCGUCGCCCCCGAGGAGCACGUGGGCGCCGUCCGGCGGGUAGGGG